This is a messenger RNA of Polychytrium aggregatum, 6255 nucleotides long. RefSeq lists its product as uncharacterized. The coding region runs from base 155 to 6034 and encodes 1959 amino acids. The record is from RefSeq and is a predicted model, not a curated record. The transcript has 14 exons. Gene Ontology annotation, cellular component: Sin3-type complex; chromatin. NCBI's taxonomy places the organism in Eukaryota, Fungi, Chytridiomycota, Chytridiomycetes, Polychytriales. Gene Ontology annotation, molecular function: transcription corepressor activity. Gene Ontology annotation, biological process: negative regulation of transcription by RNA polymerase II.
ACCCACACCAAGACCCGUUGGCAACAGGACGCUCGCCCGCCAGCCCGAAACCAGCACAGUCACUCCACACGGACGCUCCUCCAAGUAGCUGGGCAGACAGCUCAAGAACACGAAUACUACCACAGCGUGCAGCCCAACGCAGUUGCACUGAGAGAUGGAUACGAAUGCUGCUGUAGCUCCAUCCAAUGGCGCUCAGGCAGAGCAGCCGGAAAACAUCGGAAGCGGCGCAGACACGACCAUGGCCGCGAGCUCCGAUGCCAGGCCAUCUCUGUCAGACUCCAGAGAUGAUGGCCAGUCGCUCCUGCUGCCGCCUCUCCUUGCCGCGGCAGCUCUGCCGUCUGCUCCCUCGCCAUCGGCCUCUGUCGCAGCCGACCAUCCAAAGCCGCUCUCGACGCCGCUCUCGACGCCGCUCUCGACGCCGUUCUCGAAGCCCCCUGCCAGUCCCGGCAGCAUCCAUCCCUCCGGAUCGAGCUCCUUGGCCUCUGCCCACUCGCCCUCGUCAGCGGCAGCACCCCUCCCUCCACCAGCUGCUGCUGUCGGCACCGGUGGAUCGUCUGUCGGCGGCUCCACCGGCUCUCCCAGCGGGUCCUCCAAGACCGCAAGAGAGUCUCGCGGAGCUGCCGUGGAUGCCGGUCUGGUCUCGGCAGGUCUGCUCCCGGCCGAGUCCGCGCACAACAAUGUCCACCACGAUGCACACCACGAUCCGCGCCGCGGAGCCAUCCAAGACCCGCCUCGUCAUGCCGGCGGGCCGUUGGUCGGCGAUCUCUCCGUCUCCAAGGGCCAACCCACCCCGGCCAUCACCGACUCUUCUGUCGCUGCCCCGCCGUUGGCUUCCGGACCGACACCAAGCACAGAUCGCAUCCACAGCACCCAUUCCUUUGCCUCGGCGACCCAGAUGGACAUCGACGAGCCCACCGAUCCUGGCUCGAGCAGCCGCGGCGGCCCGCCUGAACCAAACGCUGCUUCUCCGGCCGGCCAGCCAGCGACUCGCGCACCUGGAUCGUCUCCUGCAUCCGAGCUGCAUCCUCCUCUUGGUCCGGCGCAGCCUCAAGGGCCAGCGACCACCUCCAAGGCCGCGGGAGCGCCUUCGCCGUCUCCUCUCUCGACGCUGCCGCUUCCUUCGCUCGCUGGUGCCAGUCCUCCAUCGGGCCACGGUGCGGCUGCAUCAGGACCGGGCACUGGCUCCGAGCGACGCACGGCGGCAUCGGCUCCCGCAUCCAACCUGCAUCUGCCAUCGGGAUCGUCGGCAUAUUCCUCACCGCACGCGUCGUCGCCGUCGAAUCCACCACCAUCAUCGAAAGCGCUGAACCCAGGAUCGUCGCAGCCGCCACAGCCAUCGCAGCCGUUCUCGCCUCCCACAAAGCAGACACCGUUCCCGCCGCAGUCGCCCUAUCCAAAGUCCCAGUCGUCGUCGUCGUCGGCCCCGGUGCCAAUGUCGUCUCCGUUGCCGCCAAUGUCGAGUGUGUCGGCCUCGUCGCUGCCGCUUUCGCAUCCGUCCCACUCGCACCCGUCGACGUCGCCAUCGCCGCUGGGAUAUCCGUCUCGGCCAUCGCCAACGAUCCUCCCGCCCCUCAACCCACAGCCCGGCCCUGGUCCCGGCCAUGAGUCUGGCCACAGCCACCUUGGCAACUUUGGGCCGCCAUCGCAGGGCCACCAACUGCUCCCGCCUCCCUCGUCGCACGCCCUCCCGCCGAUGAGCAGCUCGCAUCUCGGUGGGCCGCUUGGUCCUCCUCUGGCAGCGCUGAACGGGCCUGGGUCGGCAAGCAGCCUCGAGCAGCAGCAGCAUGCUUCGUCGCUGUCGUCGAUGGGCGACGAGGGCGGCAAUGUGCGAUCGCUCAACGUCGGCCACGCGCUGUCGUACCUGGACCAAGUCAAGUUCCAGUUCGGCGACCAGCCUGAGGUGUACAACCGGUUCCUGGACAUCAUGAAGGACUUCAAGUCGCAGAGAUCGCCUUUGGUCGGCUCCCUCGAGACUCCCGGCGUCAUCGACCGAGUCUCGACCCUGUUCCGCGGCCACUCGGCCCUCAUCACCGGCUUCAACACCUUCCUCCCACCGGGAUACCGCAUCGAGGCCACCAGCAACCCCCACGAUCCCGUGCGCGUCACCACCCCGGCCGAUGUCCAUCACAUCCAAGGCAUUUCGGGCUCGGUCUCGAUCGUCAGCACCGGUGUCUCGGUCAAUGCAGCGGGCCCUGGCGCCUCUGCAUCCGGGUCGGUGCUCCCGGCCCCCGGCCCAGGCCCAGGCCCAGGCUCGUCCUCGGGCGCCGGUUCGGUCCCUGCCGGCCCUGGCAUGGGGGUCGGGAUCGGCCCAGGUGGUCCGCCGAUGGCUCCAGGCUCGGCCGGCUCGUCUGGCGCUGGCUACUACGGCCAGUCCCGUCCUGGCGGAUCGGGCUACUACCCAUCGCCGAUCCCACCACAUCCGGACCACGCCACUGCAGCCCACAUUGGCUCGGCGGCCUUGUCGUCGGGCUACAUCGGUCCAGCCCAUCCGGCCGGCGCUCCGGGCCAGUCACCGCAUCUCGGCAGCGCAUCGGCGCGAGGAGGACCGGGUGCGGCCCCUGGCGGCAGCGCAAUGCGCCCAUCGGGCCCGGCCGAACCGCCCAAUGGCGACAGUCGCCGGCCGCCAGUCGAGUUUGGCCAUGCCAUCAACUACGUCAACAAGAUCAAGAACCGCUUUGCCUCCGAGCCCGACAUCUACCGCCAGUUCCUCGAAAUCCUCCAGACCUACCAGAAGGAGCAGCGGCCGAUCCAAGAGGUCUAUGCCCAAGUCCAGGUCCUCUUCCGCCACAACCCCGAUCUGCUGGACGAGUUCAAGCAGUUCCUCCCCGACAACAGCCAGUCGCAAGGCGCUGGUGGUGGACAGGGGCUCCCGGGUGGUUCUGGACCAGGAUCCUCAGGAGCAGGCUAUCCGGUCGAGCUGGGCCGCAGCAGCUCCCUCGGUCCACAAUCUUCUGCCUUGAACAAGACCCCAAAGAAGCGCACCCAGCCCUCGUCGACCCAGCCAGCGACGGGUGCAGCGCCGAUUGCACCCGAUGGCCUGGUUGGCGCUGCUGGCGGACCGGCGGCUGUCCUUCCAGGCGGAAUGGUCACCGCAGCGUCCAGCGGCGGGCUCGGUGGAGGAGGCACGCCCAGAAGCAAGAAGCAAAAGAUCACCAGCAUCCAAGCAGCGAGCCCAAUGGCUCAGUCGCAGCAGGGAUUCGGCCAGCGCGGCGGGGCUGGUCCGAGCCAGACUCCGGCGGCAUCGGCGUCGGCAGCAGCAUCGACAACCACAACCUACGAAGAGCUCGAGUUCUUUGAGAAGUGCAAGAAGGCGAUCGCGUCCAAGCGAACGUACGACGAGUUCCUCAAGGUGCUCAAUCUGUUCAGCAACGAGCUGAUUGAUGCGCGGACCCUGGUCGAGCGGGUGGAGCCGUUCCUCGGCAAGAACUCGGAGCUGCUGGACUGGUUCAAGAAGUUCAUGAAGUGCGACGACGACGACAUGAUCUUCAAUAUCCCACUCACCGACAGAGAGCACCGCGAGCGCAUCGACCAAUAUGAGAAACCCGAGUACGACCAUCAGAAGAUGCGUUUGUCGGGCCACAGCUAUCACUACGUGCCUCCCAGUAUGAUCGGAGCCACGUUCUCUGGUCGCGACGCCCUCGGCAAGGAGGUCCUCAACACCUACUGGGUCUCCCACCCAGUGUUCCACUCGGAGAAUGGCUUUGUGUCGUCCAAGAAGACCAUCUUUGAGGAGAAUCUGUACCAGAACGAGGAGCAGCGAUACGAGUACGACAUGAACAUCGAGGCCAACCUGUGGACCAUCACGCUGCUCUCGCAAAUCAACGAGAAGAUGCAGGCCAUGAGUCCGGAGGAGAGAUCCAAGCUAAAGUAUCGGGAAGGCUUGACGAGUGAAUCCGACUCCUCGUCAAAGAUAUACAAGCGUGUGAUCCGCAAGAUCUAUGACAAGGAUCGUGGCGAGGAGAUCAUCAACGCCAUCCACAACAAUCCCUCGGUGGCGAUUCCGAUUGUGCUCAAGCGACUCAAGCAGAAAGACGAGGAAUGGCGACGGGCCAAGAGAGACUGGAACAAAGUCUGGCGAGAAGUCGACCUCAAGAACUUCCACAAGUCGCUCGACCACCAAGGCAUGCUCUUCAAGGCGGCCGACCGCAAGAACCUGACCCAGCGCAGCCUUGUCCAGGAGAUUGAAAACAUAUACCACGACCGGCGCAGCUCGACGACCAAGCACCCCCAAAAGUACCAUCUCGAUGCCCUCUAUCGCGACAACGCCGAAGGCCACAACAGCAGCGGCGAGCCCAUCUUUGCGCACGUCCGCCGGCUCCUGGGCUGCACCAUCAGCACGCUCCAGACGGUGCCGGCCUCGGACGAGCGCAAGCUCAAGCGAUUUGUGCGCAAGUUCAUCCAGAGCAUCUGGUUUGUCAACCCCGGCAAGGACAACGACGAGGUCCAGCGGGCCGAGGAUGUGCGCGAGGACUCUGUCCAGCGGCAAGAUGGCGAGUCUGGCGACGAGUACGAGACAGCCAGCAACGGGCGUCGCCGUGGCGGCGGCAACGGGACUGGCGACAACCUGCGGGCGGCCAUUCUGCGACGAACCAAUGCCGGCUCUGCACCCAGCACUCGGGCCAGCCGCAAGAACAACCGCGGCCGAUCCGACGGCGACGAGUCGAUGGAGGACCGCGACGAUGCGCCCAGCGAGGCGGGCAGUGCGCGCGGCAGCCGGACGGGCGACGACGGCUCUGGCCACGGCGAUGGCCAGGUCUCGGACGAUUCGGCCAACUUUGGCGAUCUCAGCUCAGACGACGACGAGGACAUUGCCGCGGGCGACGCAGACGCCAACGGAGGCGAGGCAGUGGGCCGCAGCGACACUGGCACAUCCAGGCGCCCCGGACCCGUUCGACGGAUGAACUAUGUGUUCUGGUGCAACAGCACGAUCUUUACGUUCGUUCGGCUGAUCCAGUUCCUGUACAGCCGUCUGUCCAAGAUGAAGGAGCUCUCGAAGGAGCUGGCCGAGCAUCCGCCGAGGGGCGAGAGUCCCAACCCCGUUGCAGUGGCCCUCGGGCUGCAGGCUGCCCAGCGAGACUUCAAGUUUGAUCCAUCCCAGCGCUACGAGGAGCUGAUCCGCAUCAGCUGCGAGUUUAUGCGGAACGAGAUCGAUGCCAAUGACUUUGAGGAGAAGGCGCGGUCGAUGUUUGCGACAUCGGCGUACAUCACAUACACAUUCGACAAGCUGUGCCAGGCGAUCGUGAAGCAGGCCCAGAGCAUCAUCGCCGAUCCGCGCAGCAUGAGUCUCAUCCGGCUCUACAACCAAGAGCGCAGUGCGAUCCUGUGGAGCAAGGAGCGCGACUACUCGUACAAGUCCCUCGCCGAGAAGCAGAUCGACGACCACAUCUACAAGUUUGAAUACUUCACGCGCGAAAAGGUCCUCACGACCCAGCUCAUCUUCAAGGACGAGCUCAACACCGACGAUCUGCUGACUCCCGAGGAAAAGUGGUCCGCCUAUGUCGACAACUUUGUGCAGCUGACCCCGACCGAGGGCGUCCUGCUCCGGCGCCAGGAGCCGUUCCUGCGACGCAGCCUGCCGCCAUCGAUCCCGGACGAGCCCAUCACCAACGUCGAGACCCGGUCGGGGCUGGAGAUGAAGAUUGCCCAGGACACCUACAAGAUCUUCUUUGUCGACAACACCGAGGACUACUUCCACCGCCGCAGCCCGCAGCUCCAGACGGCCAAGGGCCGCGAGGAGUUUGCCUCCCAUUCCCGACGCAACCGUAUCCGGCGCUUCAAGGCGUGGCGGGAGUGGCUCGAGGGCGAGUCGGGCUGGAAGCGCGGCGACGCCAAUCUGACCGAAGCCAUCGAGGAGAACGUCCGGCACUUUGACAACUGGAUGGUCCACGGAAGCACCGGCGGCAGCCACGGCACGGAGAAGAUUGUGGUCGAGACGGUCCAGAGCGAGGAGCAGGCGUAUCGGCGAUUCCGGCUGGUCAAGGCCGAGGAGGCGAGUGCCGAGGUUGGCGACGAGGCGAUGGAAGACGCAGCAUAGAGAAGUGGCUCGCACAGGAGCCGGAGCCAGCAGCGAAUCCGCUCGCUGUGGGUCUUAUCUCGUUGUUGGUUCUCAUGCGAUGAGUCCUUUCAUUGGCAUUCUGAGGCUUGUUCUGGCCACAUCGACUAUCCUCGGUGUCAAUCUUGGUUGUCCGGGAGAUCCACAGCGCCGCAAUGGCCCAUUGUCGCUCUCGCAAGACCGCAGUCGAGUUCCAUGUCAUG